CGCCUACUUAAUGGCUUCACCAACUACAGCAUUGUGUAAAUAGCACAACAAAAAUGACUGCAAUUUCAUAAAUGUAAUGCGCCAAAUUUGACUAACCCUUAAAGGCUAAUCAAUGCUCUUUUCCUCUUUUUUGCCCUUUGGCGCUCCACACACUCUCUCUCUAAGAAUUAUCCUAAUCCCCAGGCCAUAUUCAGGUGCUCGAAGAUCUGGAAAACGGUAGCCAUGGAGAUAACAAUCCCAUCACUCUUUGCAGAUCCCCAAAUGUCUGCGCACACCCAGAAUCCCUUAUUUCAAUUUCGGGCUUCAAAAAGCCCCAAUCUUUGUUGAUUUGAGGUUCGAUUCACCUAUCUCGCUACUUAACUCACCUCAAUAAGUUCAAUUGUUGGUAGGAUACUUGUUGUUUCAAUUUCGGGCUUGAGAAGUCCCAAUCUUUGUUGAUUCGAGGUUCGAUUUACCUACCUACUCCCUUGACCCACCUCAAGAAGUUCGAAUUUCGGUUUGGUAAGUGUUCUGCAACCGAUCGGUAGUGGAAUUUUUGGGUGAAAUAAAUUUUGGGUUUUAAGUACCGUUUACCUACCAUGGAUGACGAUGAUUUCAUGGAGGUGAACCUAACGGGUCUCGAUUUGAACCAAGAACCGUCCAAUCAGCCCUUGCACCGGGUCCCCAGAUACGGGUCUCUUCUGAACGAGCUCGAAACUGCCCACGACCAGAUAGAGGAGAGAAUUCGCCAGCUGGAGGCUGUCACUGCCCGAGCCAGACAGCGCCAGAGGUGGCGACAGUCGAGAAACUCCACGGAGAUUAGCGGGCCCACGGCUGAUCUGAGCCCCAGAAGCCUCGUCCCUAACAACAAUGGCGGCCCGUCAGGAAGUAGCACCCCAGGAAAAGGUUGCAAAAGGGACAGCUCUCAUCUGGUGGCUAAAGCUCUCGAAAUGGAUGUAGACGUGAAGAAGUCCGAUAAAGAAGGUGGAAGCUUUUACGACUGCAGUAUAUGCCUGGACUUAGCUCAAGAGCCCGUCCUCACGUGCUGUGGCCAUUUAUUCUGCUGGCCGUGUUUCUACCAAGUGUCGAGUGUAGAUUCGUCGGAUUCUAAAGAAUGCCCCGUCUGUAAAGGGGAAGUAUCAGACACCACCGUAAUCCCGAUUUAUGGCAAUGGAGACGGUGAAAAUGUCUGCGUGACUGAAUCGGGCCUGCAGAUACCUCCGAGGCCCAAGGCCCGUCGGGUGGAGAGCGUGAGGCAACAGCGGGUAACUCAGGGCUUAUCUCACGUGCCAGUUGCUGAGGCGCUUAGAAGGAUUAGGAUUAGUAUUGGUGCAAUGGGGAGUCACACGGCCCAGCAGCAAGCGGGUGGUGGGGACCACCGGAUAAGAAUCCAUCAAGUCUCUCGAGUUUUAUCAGAAAGUGCCGCAUCUCUGUCUUCACUGUCUUCAGCUCUCAGUAAUGCGGAGAGGUUAGUGGAAGACCUCGAGUCGGUUAUUAAUAACCGGGUUUUGAGAGGCGAGGCAUCUGUUGAUGCCGGUAUUCUUGCUGCUAGGCCUGAUGGGAGGAUGGGUGAUGUGGGUCCACCACCCGCUUCGUCUUCUUCUUCUUCGGGUGCUGUUGUUCGGAGAAGGAGCAUUGUGUUCCCUCGGGAUCCUCGCGAACCUAGAAGAAGAAGGUUGAACUGAAAUGGGGUUCGAGGAAGAGAAGGUAAUCUGUUUUAAAUUCGGGAACUCUUGUUUAUUUUCUGUUGCGUGUGUUGAUUUGCGAUUUUUAGUGUUUCUAAGCUUUUCAUGUUGGUCGCUAGAUUUGUUGUAUGAGACGAUAUUCUUUGAGAGACAAAAAGAUAUACAAAUCAUGUUGCUUGUUAUGUUAUGUGACCCUGUCAGCCUUGGUGUGUUCAUUUUACGUUUGGGAUGUGUAUGAUGUGGUAAGUGCUGACUUUUUUAUUUUAUUCUUAAUUAAAUGUGUGGGUAUGGAUGCUAGGUAUGAUUUGGUGGGGUUUGUGUUGUGUACGGUUAUGAAAGUUGUUUGGCCUAGUUACAUUUUUCGGAUUGCUUCCUUUUUAUUUGUCUUUGUGAUCUUGUGUAAGUAACAUAAUUCUCGUUUCUUGUGUUACGAGGAUUGUGUUGUUUGGAUUUUGUGGUUAGUGGCUUUUACUGGUUUGAUUUUGGAGAUUGACCAUGAUAGAGCAAACUGUGAAGUUUUGGAGAAUACAGCGUUGACACUUAGAUAUGUAUGGAAUAAAGGGUCUAAUUUCUCUUGGGUUAUUUUGAUUCUUGUACUCAACUUGCAUCUGUACAUUCUUUCGGUAUGCCAUUGAUAACUCGUGUACGAAUUACAAUGAUUUUCUACUUUAACAACAGAUGUCUCGAAAAAUAUGUUUGUUCUGUUUUGUCUGGGUGGACCUUGUUUUGAAAGGAUGUUUAGG
Striga asiatica is the source of this 2407-nucleotide messenger RNA. The record is from the annotation of a GenBank genome assembly. Lineage: Eukaryota; Viridiplantae; Streptophyta; Magnoliopsida; Lamiales; Orobanchaceae.